AUGGCAAACUCGCAAAGGUCUACGGCCGCACAGGGCGAAGAGUCGGACCUUGAUCGCGUUUUGCAGGCAAACAGCCCAAGCACGGUGCGGCGUUCUUUGACAUUCACAAGUCUUCAGGAGCCCGAGCCAAGUGACGAUCCAGUCGAGACCGACUCGAUUGACCUGCGCCUCAGUACUCUUGAGACGCUCCGUGACAAGCUGCGCCGCAUCAAUAUGGCCGCACGCAGCCUCGCAGCCUCACAGAAUUCCGCAACUCAGGACACGCCGUCUGAUCCCGAACCGAGCCACGUUCGAGCUGAAGCCAGCGGCGCGCAGAAUGCUGAUGUCACCCGCCAAGCCGCGUUGGCCAAUAGCACACCACCUCGUCGCCCUCGGGCCACAGAUCCGAGCCCCAUGGCCAAGUCCCUCGCCGGAUUGCAGUCGGCACACGCUCGUCAGGACGCUGACUUUGACGCUCAGCUGCGGCGACAUCAACAACAACUGGCACAGCUGCACAGCAAUGCCAGCGAUAACAUGCGUCACUCCCUUGACACCAUGCUACGCUCCAGUCAGAAUUACCCCUUGCAAAGCACCAUGAUUAGCGCGGACGUCUCCAAUGGAGAGCCAGCCACCCAUACUUCACGCCAUGCUCCUGUUAGCCGUCAUUCAGAGACCAAGCCCGAGCUAGUCCCUACCACUGGGUCCAGCGCACCUGGUCAGCCCACGCACGCGCCCAGCUUGCCGGCUGGUCGCCAACUGGUGUCUGGCCCACGUGAUUGGUCUGCCGUUCACGCAUCAGCAAGCGACCUUGACACCGAAGAGCACCACCAUUCAGACUCGAACGCGCCUCGCGAUAUGGACUUGGACACCGACUCUGAACCAGAGUCAAAUGCCAACCAGGUAGAGGUGCGCGUCGAGGCCAGACAGGCCAACGCGGCCCGGUCCGAUUCUGAGCCAGACAAAAGCUCUGAAGCAACCGCCCAGCGAGUGUCCGCGCAUCCCUCCGCACCGGCCCCUCUGAAACCUGCUCAAGCACCAACAAUCAACUUGAACGGGUCGGAUGCAAGCCCACCCACUGCCCCGACGCACCACAGCCCCCUGCGUACAGCCACGCGUGUAGAGUUUACCUCGGCCACCGUGAACACCCAGCCCCAAGCUGAGCCUAGUCGUGAGGCUACCCAGGUAUGGCAGCUGCAAACCGAGGUUCUUCAUUUGCGCACAGAGCUGGCAACCUUGCGGCACAAGCGUCAGAUGGAUUUGCUCGAUGAAGAAGACGACUACCGUGCUUCGCAAACCCGCCAGCUUCAUGAGUCGCAAAUAUCCCACGCCUCUCAGCCGGCAGCACCGGCCCCUCAAGCGUCUGCGCCAGCAGAUGCUUCACCGUCGGACCGCGUGCCUCUGGAGCACCUGCAAGCAGCCCAUGCUCGAAUUGAGCAGCUCGAGGCCAGCCUACGCCUAUUAAACCGUGACAAGGAAGCAAUGCAAGUGCCGACCAGUUUGGCGGCAAGUCACAAUGCCAACGCCAACACGAAUGGCAGCACGCGCGCUGCCACUGCACCUCCCCGCGCUUCGCAGUUGCCUGUGCGUGUGGCGACCACACCCGGGCGCGCCACGAGUGCCACGCACCAUGGUCCAACCCAUCCCAGCACACGGGAUACGACCCUUGGUUUGGCGGCCGAAGAAGAGGGAGAGGGGGAUGAUUUGCACAUGUCGUCGUCGCGAACCUAUCGGGCGUCCGAUCGUUAUCGAGAUGAACUCAACGCAAGCCUGGUGGCGGCAGAGACGAGUCGUCUGCAACAAGAACGCGAACAAGCGCACCAGCGGCAACAGUACUUGCAGCAGCAACAACAGCACUACCUGCAGCAACAACGCCAAUUGCAGGCCCAACAACAACAAGCCCUGCUUGCGCAGCAAUCCCAUCACCCCCCGCACGUCCCAAAUGGCGCCGAACCAUAUCAUGUGCUGCAUCAUGAGGAGUUGGUGCCACAGCGAGGGCCGAUUAGCGGACCAGAUACGACACAGGACGAGCCCGAUCUAAUGUAUACCUCAGCCUUGAGCAGUGGCUCCACCAUGCAUGCCCAUCACGCCAACGAAGAGUGCGACUUUAACAUUUUUACGGGCGAGCCCCGCACCCAAGCGAACAUGUCCUUCACCGACAAGAAGCGAAACCGCCUGGACCCACAGACGCGCAUGGCCUGGGCUGAUGAAACGUCUAUGCGGCCCGCUAACACCAUGACUCCGGGCCGCAACUCGGCCUAUGACUCGGAAGGCCCAGUGGUGCAAGGUGACUGCCCGUCGUUUGAUGCCGAUCGUGUGCACUGUGAAAACAAACCCAUCCACAUCCACAUGCACGCAUGA
Monosiga brevicollis MX1 is the source of this 2337-nucleotide messenger RNA. RefSeq lists its product as uncharacterized. The record is from RefSeq and is a predicted model, not a curated record. The coding region runs from base 1 to 2337 and encodes 778 amino acids. The transcript has 7 exons. Lineage: Eukaryota; Choanoflagellata; Craspedida; Salpingoecidae.